This is a messenger RNA of Filobasidium floriforme, 2225 nucleotides long. RefSeq names its product Na+ dependent nucleoside transporter C-terminus-domain-containing protein. Lineage: Eukaryota; Fungi; Basidiomycota; Tremellomycetes; Filobasidiales; Filobasidiaceae. Gene Ontology annotation, molecular function: nucleoside transmembrane transporter activity; symporter activity. The coding region runs from base 124 to 1962 and encodes 612 amino acids. Gene Ontology annotation, biological process: nucleoside transmembrane transport. The record is from RefSeq and is a predicted model, not a curated record. The transcript is spliced from 7 exons. Gene Ontology annotation, cellular component: membrane.
GAGCCCUUCGACGUCGUGAAAAGCGACCUUGGCAAAGCGAAAGCUCUCAUUCGUCACUCUUCUUACCCCACGAACCCGACCUUGCAACUUGCAACUGGCGACUUGCAAUUGAGAAAAUUCGAGAUGGAGCGAGCACAUCAAGCCCAGUCACACGACCUCCCCAUUUCGGUGCCGACACCACUGGUCGAGACUACCGAUGUCGGUAACCAAGAGGGCAAAGCACUCGCUUCGGGUUCCCUGCGAUCCGAGGACGAAAAGCAUCCUUACAAUAACGAGGCCUAUGUCACGGACCUCGAGGCCUCGCGGUCCCCCUCAGAAGAGCAGGACAAGGACCAGGACAGCGGUGGUAGCCUGAUGAACCGGUUCAAGUCUUUCCGACGUUCUCGGGCUGCCCGCGUCAUAUGGGAUUUCGCUUGGAUCGCCCUCUUGCUCGGAUGGUGGAUCCCUGGUAUCAUCCGGGAGGAAACCAGGCAUUACUGGAUCAUCACGACCGUUUUCACCUGGUUCUUCAUCCUCUUGAUCUUGUUCCACAACAACAAGUACAUCUCGCAAAAGCCGUUCAUCCGCAUCAUCGAGUCUACCUGGGGCUUGGUCUUUGAGAAGCCCUGGAACAUGAUGUCGCACAAGGUCAAACUGAUCGUCAGCUGGGUCGCCCUCCUCGCGCUCUACCUCGGUAGCGCUUUCGGUAUCCCCCCGACCGAAAAGUCACCUUACAAGUGGCGUGCCGUCGGUCUUUGCGGUAUGGUCCUCUUGUACGGAGGUAUCUACCUGACCAGCACCAAUAGGUCCGCCGUCAAGGCCCGAACCACCAUCCUCGGUCUCGGUUUCCAGAUGAUCCUCGGUCUGUUCGUCUUCAAGACGGAUGCCGGUCUAGACCUUUUCACCUGGGUCGCGCUGGCUUGUGCCGACUUUUUGCGACAAGGUGCUCUCGGAGGAGGAACCUUUUUCUGGAGGAGCAUUAUCGACAAUGGUGACUUUGCUACCAACACCUUGUCCAGUAUCAUCUUCUUUGUCGCCUUCGCCACCGCUCUUUACUACAGUGGAGUCAUGUCCUGGGUCCUCAAGAAGUUCGGCUGGCUGUUUUACAAGUCGUUCGGUCUCUCGGGAGCCGAAUCGAUCGUUGCCGCCGCUUCGCCUUUCAUCGGUCAGGGUGAAAACUGUAUCUUGGUCAAACCCUACGUCAAGGACAUGACAGUCUCUGAGUUGCACCAAGCCUUGACUUCUGGUUUCGCCACCAUUGCCGGGAGUGUGUUCAUCGCCUACGUUACGCUCGGGAUUCCAGCCAAGGAUCUCUUGACCUCGUCGUUGAUGUCGAUUCCUGCCGCCAUCGCCCUGUCCAAGAUCGCCGUUCCCGAGACCGAGUCACCCAAGACGUUCGGUAACAUCGAGAUCAACAAGGGAGACGACGAGGACGACAGCUACAACUUGUUGCACUCGUUCUCCAACGGUGCCUGGUUGGGUCUCCGAGUCGCCGGGUUGAUCUUUGCCAACGUGUUGUGUGUCGUCUCGGCCCUUUACGCUUUCAACGGUCUCUUGGCCUGGAUCGGUCAAUUCUGGGGAAUCGCUCGAAGCGGACCCAACUCGCUAUCCCUCGAGCUCAUCUUUGGUUACAUCUUGUACCCCUUGACCUUCAUGCUUGGAGUCCCCCCUGCCGACGUUCUUCAAGUCUCCAAGUUGAUCGCUACCAAGAUCAUUGCCAACGAAUUCGUUGCGUUCGAAUCGCUCGCCACCCAGACCAAGAACGACCCUACCUGGAUCAGCGGACGUGCUCAGCUCAUCGCUUCGUACGCUCUUUGUGGAUUCGGUAACCUCGCUUCUGGAGGUAUCUCGAUCGGUAUCCUGGCCGCAUUGGCUCCCAACCGAAUGGUCGACAUUGUCCGUUUGGCUCCUCGAGCCUUGGUCACCGGUAUCGUUGCCACUCUGUCCACCGCUUGUAUUGCCGGUCUUCUCGGAGACCAGUAGACGCGCACUAGUGGAUAGAAGCAGAAAAAAAGUACUCGACACCCUUCAUAUGACAUAAUAGCACACGCUCUCCCUGUUUCCCCGUCGCUCCCUUUCCACCUGUGUCUCGCGAUCCUCAUGAUCGCUUUCAAUAUUCGAGGGUGUCUUGUUCGAGGUUUCUUUCUCGGUUGUAAUAGGAUAGUUAAAUGGUUGUCAAGUGAUUUUGUAGUCGUCGAGGGCGUCAAAAACAGUCUCCUAUCUUAUCAAUUUGCCAUGUGGAAGCG